Messenger RNA from Plectropomus leopardus (leopard coralgrouper), 607 nucleotides. The record is from RefSeq and is a predicted model, not a curated record. Lineage: Eukaryota; Metazoa; Chordata; Actinopteri; Perciformes; Serranidae.
AAAUGAGGAUGCUAUAAACCAGAUGGCCGUCCCUCCCUUCUCGUCCCCCCCUCCUCCCCCUGUCCUCAGCCCCGUCAGUCCUGAGUCCGUCUGUCCAGCUCCUCUCAGUGUCUCCGCACCCACAGACGUCCCCCGCCCCCCCGACAGCCUGACGCUCCACCCGUCAUCAGACGCACCGGACGAGACGAGCGAUGAAGCCGAACAGAACAACAGGAACAGAAACAGAAACGUCGCCGCCAAGAGUCUGAGAGCGAGCGACGCCUCCAACAAGCAGAGGUUGAAAGCUGCAGAGUCUCCAGAAAAUGAGCUUCAGGCUCCAAAGGCGUCUCUGGAGCAGCAGUCCUGCAGGUCUUCCAGCAAACUAACGGCAGCAUCUCCUCCUCUGAUCAGCCCUGACCUGCAGGCCGCCAACAGAGACCCGUCCUGCUGCGCUGUGGUUCCCGGACAGGAAAUGCUGCUGGAGAUCUGUAAAGGUCGAUCAGGACUCGGACUCAGCAUCGUGGGGGGACGAGACACACAGCUGGACGCCAUCGUGAUCCACGAGGUUUACGAAGAAGGAGCCGCAGCCAGAGACGGACGGCUGUGGGCCGGAGACCAGAUACUCGAG